Molecule: messenger RNA, 833 nt
Organism: Gilbertella persicaria
Lineage: Eukaryota; Fungi; Mucoromycota; Mucoromycetes; Mucorales; Choanephoraceae
Exons: 2
Coding region: 27-803 (258 amino acids)
Biological process (GO): tRNA wobble uridine modification
Cellular component (GO): elongator holoenzyme complex
Source: RefSeq, a predicted model, not a curated record
UUUUUUCUUCUCUUUUUUUCUUUAUCAUGGGCUAUGCUACAUUAGACGCAGCACUUGCUUUUCCAAAUAACCUUCCUCCUCAACAGGCUCAUAUCGCUAUCACUGAUACACUUAAAUCAGACGCUAAUUUCUUAAUUCAUCAUUUUAUCGUCAAUCAUCUCAAGAAUGAUAAACCUGUUGUGUUGGUUGGAUUCUCUCAAAUUUUCAAUCAUUAUUUCCUCAUUGCUCGUAAAUUGGGUAUUAAUUUGCAAACCUAUAAACAAUCAGGCAAAUUUGUAUUUAUUGAUGGCUUGACUCAUUUCAAUCCAUACACGCCACAAACACCUUACCCUCCUACAAAAGCACCUACUGCACCCACUGCCACAUUGGAAUACAACCAAGACCCUAAAUCAUUCUAUGAGACUAUUGCUUCUCAUGUUCAACCCAAUGCAUUGAUUGUACUGGAUGAUAUCAGUACUUGGAUCUAUAAUGGCAUGGAUCAUGCUGCUUUGUUGCUUAAAUUAAAGGCAUUGACAGAAAGAGUUCAGGGUACAUUAUUGACUAUCAUGCAUGCAGAUGAAGAGGGAACAGAAGAUAUGGAGCAAGACAAUUUUGUGAAGCAAGUCUUGUAUGGAUCUAGCCUUAUUCUUCAAGUGCAACCUUUACAUAGUGGAUUAGCCCGUGACGUUCAUGGUCAGUUAGACAUCAUUUAUGGUCCACAAUCAACAGUCAUGAUAGAGAAACAUACCCCACCACAAUCCAUGCACUAUAAAAUAUUGGAUAAUAAUGUCCAUUUCUUUGCUAAAGGGAUUGCUCAAAUCUAAAUGAAAUAAACAUCGGAGUUUGAAUCAUCA